UGCUCUACCGACUGAGCUAUCCCCACCUCCCUUUUUUUUUGUUACAUAAUCCAACCGUGGAUCAAAAUUUUUAUGUGGCCAAUUAUCAAGGAAUAAUUAUAAUGCCACAAACGAGGUAUAUGGAUAGACCUAAUAUAUUUUUUUAUCUGACGCUCAUAGGAUCCUAAAAACUCAUUACAUAUCAUUUUCCUAUCACAUUCUAUCGUACUGAUUUAAACAAGUUUUGUAUUGCAGCGCUCCUAGUGAUCAGAAUUAAAAUCAAAAAAUGCGGACAGCGUUGCCACAUCUGCACCGAGAAUUAUUUAUUUAAUUAAACGUAUAUUUGAUUAUUUAUAUCUAUUUGAAAGUAUCAGAAAAGAUAUGAAUUACAUAAUUAGAUAUGAAUUAGAUAUAUUAGUAUGUCGAUUUUAUGAAAGAUUGGGCCCAUUUGAAAAAUGUUUUUAUAAAUAAUUAAACUAACGAAAUAAACAGGAUUGUUCAUAUAUUUUAAAUAUUUGAUCAAACUCAUUGGAAAAAUUAUACAUGAAUGCUCCAAAGAUAGUUAUUCUACUAAAAUUCUGGAGUAAAUACCAUGCUGUCCAUUAUAAUCAUCUUACCAUUAUAAUUUUCAGCUAUUCUAAAAUACUUAAUUCAGUAUUGAGAAAUACUUUAUCAUUUACAACUAAUAUCUUUAAUACAUAUUCAAGUUUCUUCAUAAUUAUUUUCUAAAAAAAUAGUAACAUUUUCUAAAUGAACAUCCUCUCCCUAUUAAUCUAUUUUAUUUUCAAAAAAUUUUUAAAACAAAUUAACUUAAUAUUAAUUGAAUUAACUGUGUGCGGUUAUAAAGUUGUUGCGCAGUAUUUUAAUAUUUUUCUAACGAUAAGCAAAAUGGCUGUCAUUAAAUUAUAAUAUUAAUUUAUUUAAAUUCAUGAAGUUAGAAUCAGUAAGUCCGCCGAUUAUUAUUUAAACGUGCGCGUUGAUAGUUUUUUUCUUUUUCUUACGUUCAAUCUUCGUUUUAGAGUCAAUGCUCAAGAGGAUAAGGCCUCCUCAGGAAAUCAAGAUCGUAAGUAAUUUUAUAUAUUAUGGUAAUUUAUUCAAUUUUUCAAACUUAAAACUCUUUGUAAUAAAAUAAUGGAAUGAUUUCAUUUAGUUACUAGCUUCAUAUUUCGAUAUUGAAAAUUGACAACACUGUAAUGAAUUUCAAAAAUCAUAUUUCUGGCGCGUUUACUACUUGAUCAACGUCGAUCAUUUCACUUGACGUAGUUCUCCAACUCACCGUUGUUGAAGCGUAGAGUGAGCUAAAAAAACCAAUGUUUUUUUUGCUAUGUCGGUAUUUCAGAUCAUGGAACACGAAGUCCCGUAAAAUGCAACGUUCGUUUAUGCAUCUCGUCUGUGUUUGCACGUACCUUGUUGUUAGAAAGUCUCUCAAAGAUCGUCGUGAAUGGCAGGCAAACGUGUAUUCAUAUACCUUGUCUGUGAUACAAGUAGCUCUGAUUGUCGGAAAAAUCCCAAGUGUUUGCAACGAUUCGAUGCAGCAAAGCGCCUUUUUUUCUAAACAAACGCAUUCUCCCGUACACACGGGAAAACAGGACUCUAGCAAUUUCUUUUGUGAAAGAAUUAUCACCGAGAGUGCAGUUUUUUGACGAGACAGCUGAGCGGAAGUAGAGGUCGCAAUACGGUCGCGAUAAAACUCAAUAGAUAUCGCUAUUACAAAUCAUGUGAUCAGCACUACAUUCAAUACGCUUGCGCGACCUUCGUGCAAGGUGACCGUUUCGAGGAUUGGUACAGCACGCGUGUUAUUCGCUUGUAAGUAGCGUACGCAUACGGUUAUCUGUGACAUCGAGGUACGUGUGUACGUCGUGAAAACCGGUCAUUGCGCCCGUCAAUCUCUUUCGCAGUAGAAAUAUUACGCUGCGUUUUGUAUCGUCCGUGAACGAUAUAGCUGCAGAAUUCAAUUCAACGUUCGCGUACGCCGUUGGAAAAGAAGAUUUCGCAGGGAAAUCUUCACGAAUGAAAGAUAAUUGAACGCUUGCAGAAACAGAAGAAGAAGUUGAAUUAAAUCUGAAGUGUUGGAAUGCAAAAGUUGAUCUUAUCUAACAAACAUAAGAAAUUCUAGAUACGGCGGAUUUUGUCUUGAUAAGUAUUCUGUUGUCGAAGGAAGAGAGAAAUAAACGGGAAGAUGUCAGCAUCAGAUGUCGACGAAGAAAAGAGGAAACAAAUCUCCGUACGCGGGAUUGUUGAUGUAGAGAACGUCGCGAACUUCAAGAAAACAUUUAAUAGACAUCUACACUACACUCUCGUGAAAGAUCGUAAUGUGGCCACGAGCAGGGAUUAUUUCUUCGCUUUGGCACACAGCGUCAAGGACAACUUGGUCUCUAGAUGGAUACGCACCCAGCAAUACUAUUACGAGAAAGACCCAAAAAGGGUUUACUAUCUUUCCUUGGAAUUCUAUAUGGGAAGAACUCUUCAAAAUACUAUGAUUAAUUUAGGCAUCCAAGGUGCUUGUGAUGAAGCUAUGUAUCAGAUGGGCUUGGACAUUGAAGAAUUGGAAGAACUUGAAGAAGAUGCAGGUCUAGGAAAUGGAGGUUUAGGAAGAUUAGCAGCUUGCUUUCUAGACAGUAUGGCCACUCUUGGUCUUGCUGCUUAUGGUUACGGAAUUCGAUAUGAAUAUGGUAUAUUUACGCAGAAAAUAAGAAAUGGAGAACAGGUGGAAGAACCAGACGAUUGGUUACGUUAUGGAAAUCCAUGGGAGAAAGCUAGACCAGAAUUUACGCUUCCAGUAAAUUUCUUUGGUCGGGUGAUUGAUACUCCUGAAGGAAAGAAAUGGGUUAAUACGCAGGUUGUAUUCGCAAUGCCAUACGAUAACCCAAUUCCUGGAUACAAAAACAAUGUUGUUAAUACUCUUAGAUUAUGGUCUGCCAAAUCACCCGUAGAAUUUAAUUUGAAAUUUUUCAACAAUGGUGAUUACAUUCAAGCUGUAAUCGACCGUAACUUGGCAGAGAACAUUUCUAGAGUAUUGUAUCCUAAUGAUAAUUUCUUUGAGGGUAAAGAAUUGCGGUUGAAGCAAGAAUAUUUCAUGGUAGCAGCUACUCUUCAGGAUAUCGUACGAAGAUAUAAAGCUAGUAAAUUUGGCUCAAGGGAACACCAUAGAACAGAUUUUGACUUGUUCCCCAAUAAAGUGGCCAUUCAGUUGAACGAUACUCAUCCUUCUUUAGCAAUUCCUGAACUUAUGAGAAUCCUUGUCGAUGUUGAAGGGCUUCCUUGGGAGAAAGCUUGGGACAUCACAACAAGAACAUGCGCUUAUACUAAUCAUACAGUUCUUCCGGAAGCUUUAGAAAGAUGGCCUACAAAUAUGUUGGAAUAUAUUCUUCCUAGACACUUGCAGAUCAUUUAUCAUAUUAAUUUCGUUCAUCUGCAACAAGUUUCCGCUAAAUUUCCGGGAGACGUAGAUCGUCUUCGUCGUAUGUCUUUGAUCGAGGAGGAAGGUGAAAAGAGAGUCAAUAUGGCUCAUCUUUCAAUCGUUGGUAGUCAUGCUAUUAACGGUGUUGCAGCGUUGCAUUCAGAAAUUUUGAAAGACAGCGUAUUUAAAGACUUUUAUGAAUUGACACCUGAAAAGUUCCAGAACAAAACUAAUGGCAUUACACCAAGAAGAUGGCUUCUUUUGUGUAAUCCAAAUCUCUCAGAUAUCAUCGAAGAAAAAAUUGGCAGCGAUUGGACAGUACAUCUAGAACAGCUCGUUCAGUUAAAACAAUGGGCUAAAGAUCCAGUCUUCCAGCGCAGCGUUAUGAAAGUGAAACAAGAAAAUAAAUUGAGAUUGGCGCAAAUACUUGAAAAAGAUUAUGGAGUUAAAGUGAACCCUGCCUCCAUCUUCGAUAUUCAGGUGAAGCGAAUACAUGAAUAUAAAAGACAACUAUUAAACUGUCUACACGUACUCGCAUUAUACAACAGAAUAAAAAAGAAUCCAAAUGCACCAUUCGUUCCUCGAACGGUGAUGAUUGGAGGAAAAGCAGCUCCUGGAUAUCAUACAGCUAAAAAAAUUAUAAAGUUAAUUUGUGCUGUAGGAGACGUUAUAAACAAUGAUCCUAUUGUUGGCGACAAAUUGAAAUUUAUUUUCUUAGAGAAUUAUCGAGUCACCUUAGCGGAGAAAGUAAUUCCAGCAGCAGAUUUGAGCGAACAAAUUUCCACAGCAGGCACUGAAGCCUCUGGCACUGGAAAUAUGAAGUUUAUGUUAAAUGGAGCCUUGACAAUUGGCACAUUAGAUGGUGCUAACGUAGAAAUGGCUGAAGAAAUGGAAAAAGAAAAUAUGUUCAUUUUUGGUUUAACGGUCGAUGAGGUGGAGGAAUUGAAGAAAAAAGGCUAUGACGCUCAUAGUUAUUACAAUAGAAUCCCCGAAUUAAAGGAAUGUAUUGAUCAAAUCCAAAAUGGUUACUUCAGCCUCUAUAAUGCAGAUGAAUAUAAAACCAUUUCUAAUCUUCUACUACAAUGGGAUAGAUUUCUUACGUUAGCUGAUUACGAAAGCUAUAUAAAAAUGCAAGAUCAUGUCGGUAAAGUUUAUCAGGAUGAAAGCAAAUGGGCAGAAAUGGUGAUCAAUAAUAUAGCUUCCUCAGGAAAAUUUUCAUCAGACAGAACAAUCGCAGAAUACGCUCGUGAAAUUUGGGGUGUUGAACCAUCUUGGCAACGACUUCCUGCGCCUCAUGAACCACGAGAUAUUUAAAUUAUAACUUUUCUCUUCUGGAUAAUUUACUUUGCUUAUUAUCAACAGUUUUCUAAUUCUUUUUUUUUUUAACACAUAAAUAAUAUUCCUUUACUAACAAGCAUGAGCAAUAUUACUAUUUAUUCAUUUAUUAUUUUUACUGAGCGUAAAAUAUAAAAAUAUAAUUAUACACUUAAAUCGCUCAUGCUUUACUUGAAAAAACAUAUACUGCCUAAAUUUCUUGAAAAACUUUAUUGACUGUCAAUGACUGAUGAACUGUAAUAAUGAUAUAAAAGAGAAAUUUAUUAUGACAAAAAAUAUUCUGGACAAACUUAACUUAAAUGAUGGAUACAUUUCUUAAAGAAAGAACAGAUACAAUCUAGUCGAAAAAGAGGUAUGUAAUAGCAUCAAAAAUAAUUUUAGUCAUAUUUUUCUACUUGUAAUUUACAAUAACAAUAAAAUAUAAAGAAUUUAUCAACUGUCUCAAAUAAUCAACAAAUUUUGAGACAGAACGAGAAGAAUGUACACUAUCUUAAACUUUAAAUCCAUCAUGAGAUUAUUAUUAACAUUUAAUUAUAUAUUUAUAGUAUGGAAAUUAGUAUCUGAGAUACUAGUAGCUGAAGUUUAUCGAGUAUUUCAAAAUAUUUAUAGUCAAAUUUUGUGAGAAUUAUUAUAUUUAAAAAAAAGAAAAAUGAUUCUUGUUUAUAUAUUUAAUUCAAUAAAACAUAUAAAAAUAUUGUAGCUCGUUUUUAAUAUCAAAAUAACUGUACUUUGAAAAAAAAUAAAAUAUUAAAGAAACAAAAUUUUUUUUCGAACUGGAGUUGCUGGAACCACAAAUUGUGUUUCUAAAUACACGUCUUUGAUUAAAUCAAUAAAUAUUUAUUUGUAAAUGCAGACGCAAACUGAAGAAAAAUAUCGCGUGCACAGAAGCGCGGCUUGAGAAGGCAAUGUUCCAACAUUCCAAUAAAUUAUUUUUCUGAGUUUAUUGACGAGAGCAUGUCUGUACAUCAAACUGAAAUUUUUGUUCAAACAAAAGAGAACGCUCUACGUGAAUUUUCGUUUAUCGAUGAAGAAACAGUGCCGUUAAUUUUCAGUGAACUUAUUAUGCAAAAUUGCUGGAAAUAUUGCAUUGCAUUUUAACGCGCGAUUGGAUAGGGGUUAUGUGGUUCGAAAUUCGAAAUUUAAAGGAUGUUGGGAAGAAGAAGAGACCUGUUCUCCUGUUGGACAUACUGCUUUCCGACGAAACUCCUAUGUUCAUAUCUUGAUAUUUUGCACUGCCAAUGAAUAUCAAGUUGCCGUUAAUGGAGAGCAUUUUUGUGCAUUUGCCUAUAGAAUGCCUCUUGAAGAUGUAAUAUGUCUUGAAAUAAAUGGAUCAUUGGAAGACGUUAGAUUUAGACAAUUUGAAUUAUUCGUUUAUCCUGAUCCGAAGUUAUGCAGACCAAGUAACAUUUUAAGUCUAAAAAUUGACCGACCGCUCGUUGAAUUUCUUGUUUUAUGUAAAUCUACAAAAAGGAAAGACAGUCUAUCCACAUCCAGUAAUUACAUUGCAUUUAAAUCCUCGUUUUUCAUAUGGCAGUAGCGCACCUUAUGUUGUAAUGAACUGUUGGACAAAUGGGUCUUGGGGACGAGAAGAAAGACACUUGGGUCAUUUGUCCUGGAUGCCCGGUCGUGAUUUUCUUUUGACAAUUCGAUGCGAAUUCGAAGCGUAUACAAUAUGGUUAGGCGAAAAAAUGAUUGGUGAAUUCAAGCACAGAUUACAACCGUCUGUCAUCGAUACUCUUAAAAUAUCCGGAGACAUCGUACUCCAUGAACUAGCUAUGACUUAUUCAAGUUAAAUAAAUAUGUGCAUGGAACAUUUCUAUUAUUUAUUCUUCGUUUGAAUAAAAUAGCAUUUAUUUACGCUGUACUUUGUAAAGACAUAGUAUCAAAUACAUGUCUAAUACAUGUCUAAUCAAUGCAGUUUUGAGUAAUAAUAAUAUCAAUAAGAUUUAUUAUUAGUAAUAUUUAUAUAAUGAAAAGUAUAAUAUUGACAAUAAUAUAAUAUUGAUAUAAUAUUGACAAUAAAAUUUUAUUAUUAAUAUACAUUUUAAAUAUUUUCGAUCUAAAGAUAGAAUUUUAAAUAACAUAAUCAUGGAAUUUUAUUUAUUUAUUGUCUGAAAAGUAGAGUUUUAGAAUCUUUCAAAACUAUUUAAACAGCUGCACAUCACAU
Messenger RNA from Heterotrigona itama, 6881 nucleotides. The record is from the annotation of a GenBank genome assembly. NCBI's taxonomy places the organism in Eukaryota, Metazoa, Arthropoda, Insecta, Hymenoptera, Apidae.